Molecule: messenger RNA, 1701 nt
Organism: Halichondria panicea
Lineage: Eukaryota; Metazoa; Porifera; Demospongiae; Suberitida; Halichondriidae
Product: mucin-2-like
Exons: 7
Coding region: 66-1568 (500 amino acids)
Molecular function (GO): protein binding
Source: RefSeq, a predicted model, not a curated record
GUGAUCAAUAAACUUAAUUGUUGUUGUUGUACCAGCUAGUUAUAUAUAUAUAUAUAGCUCCUGUAAUGCAAGUACAGGCAGUUAUUAUCAGCAUCCAGCUGUUUAGUCUUGCUGCAGCCACACUGAUAUCCACUCCCCCUGUGGCCUGUCCUGAUGACACUGUCACCUUCACCUGCACUCUGCCUGGUAGUCUCAUACGAUGGACAGUGACUCCUCCACAAGGCCAAAUGUUCCUUGUCACUUUGAGUACCAGUAACACUGAGGACACACAAGGUAAUCCAGCAUUCCGUGGUGUUCUCACUGACUCCAGUGGAGGAAUGCUCACUGCCACUCUCACCUCACUGUCUGAGGCCUCCAUUGUAGAAGGAACUAUGGUGUUGUGUGAGGGAGCAAGCUCACAAGAGGGUCCUCUUACUAUCACUGUGGCUGAUCCACCCAGCCCUCCACUGAACCCAAGAGUGUCCUCCACUCAAAACCAACCCAGCUCCUCCAUUAUCACUCUGGAGUGGGACCCUCCCUCCUCUACUGGUGGUGUGUCCGUCAUGUAUGUCCUCACCAUCUCCACAACACCUCUCUCCGAGUCACCAGUCACCGUGGAGACAACCUCUGCACAGAUCACUGUCCUAUAUAACAUUCCUUACAAUGUAACCAUCAGAGCUGUCAACUGUGCUGGAAUGAGUCAAGAAAGUCUAAUUGUGGAUCUUAUUUUGUGCCCCACACCGUCUACUGCUGCUGGUGUGACCAUGACCAACACACCUCCUGUCACUAUUGGUGGAUCCAUACUCACCUUCACUUGCGGUGGACCCAAUGAAGUGAUAACCUCAACCUGUGGCAAUAACGGGUGGUCUCCUGACCCUGGGACCUUCGACUGUGGCACCCCAGUUACAGAUCCCCCAUCAGUCACCUGUGGCUCUCCAGCUGCACCGUCUAGAGCCAGUGUGGACAUCAGUGGAGGGACACCACCCUUCUCACUGGGUUCAGAGGUCACCUUCCACUGUGAUGAGGGACUGUUCCCCCCUAAUUUGAGGACCAGCACAUGCACUGAUGUGGGGGGUAGGGGAGAGUGGGUGGAGAAUCCCGGGAGCUUGGUGUGCAGGGAGAGGCCAGCCAACUGCACUGUACCUGCUGAGCCGUGCAACAGUGCUAUAGUGGACUAUGAGAGGUUGAACGAGACAGUGUCGGAGGGAACAGUGCUGACUUACCAGUGUGACAAUGGAUUCUCACUGACUAGACCCAACACCAUCACUUGUACUAAUGCUAGAGUCUGGAGCACUGAGCCUGAGGCAAUCAUGUGUGUAGUUUCUACUGUCGCUCCCUUGUUCUCCACUUCUGCAACUGUCGCUAUCAGUGUGGUCAUCACUUUCAUUGUCACUCUAGUCAUUGGAUUCCUCACUGGACUGCUAGUGAUGUAUCUUUUCUUUCGAAAGAAAGCAGUGUACUUCCCAGCAACUGAAGGACAAACUAACACAGCGUCCACUGCACCAGCUGGUCCUGUUUAUGAGGAGGUGUCACCCAAAGAGGAGAUUGAACUCAACACAAACCAGGCGUAUGGACCAUUAGGACUGUGAAACUUUGUGCACUCUUUAUGAAUAGCAUUCAACAAGUUACAUUGCAAUAAUUAUCGUUCUGUUGGUAUUUUGUUUGUUAUAGACAUAGACUCAGUGUUUUUGAUAGCAUAUAAUUAUAACCAGGAGCCCAUAU